This is a messenger RNA of Mycotypha africana, 1839 nucleotides long. RefSeq lists its product as uncharacterized. The record is from RefSeq and is a predicted model, not a curated record. Gene Ontology annotation, biological process: RNA polymerase I preinitiation complex assembly; nucleolar large rRNA transcription by RNA polymerase I. Gene Ontology annotation, cellular component: RNA polymerase transcription factor SL1 complex; RNA polymerase I core factor complex. The transcript is spliced from 4 exons. The coding region runs from base 1 to 1839 and encodes 612 amino acids. Gene Ontology annotation, molecular function: RNA polymerase I core promoter sequence-specific DNA binding. NCBI's taxonomy places the organism in Eukaryota, Fungi, Mucoromycota, Mucoromycetes, Mucorales, Mycotyphaceae.
AUGGUUCAACGUGUAUGUCCUGUAUGUCAAACCACGAAAUUUAAAAAAUCCAAAAGCACACUCGUCUGUAAAUAUGGUCACCAAAUACUUGAUUACGUUGUUGAAGAAGGAGAAGACGGUAUGGGCUCUGGCAGAGAGCGUAAGCGGGCGAGGAACAUCAAAAGCAUCUCUGAUUCCGGUUAUACUCCACUGGAACAAAGAAGUAAUUGGAUCAAGAUGUGCCACUAUGCAUUGAAAGUCAUGACUCGUUGUAUGGUCCAGGAACUAGGGUUUUCUCGUGAAUUGGAGAUAACUGUCAGAAAAUUAUGGAUGUUGUAUCUAAGUCAUGCCAAAAUUGAACUGGCGGAUGCGUAUGCAUUCGAUGUGGACAGCAGCAAUACAGCGGAGGACGAAGAACGCUUAAGGCGACUCAAAGAAAGUGAUCUAUUUGGAAAUGAAGAUGCAGACGAUGCUCAUAAUGCGGAAGCUCUGUUAGAAGAAUCUGAUACAGAGAGCGAUUCCGAUAUUGAUAAAGAGGAGGAGAAAACCAACGAACCAAACAAAGGUCAAGAGAGCAAUAUAAAAGUAGGCCCACUUGAGAGCAUGGAUCAGAAAAAGCAGCGGCAACGGUGGAAGGCAGGUCGAUCAUGGCCGUCGCUUACCUACGUUGAUACGCUAGCUUUUCUGUACUUAGCCUGCAUCUAUCUGCAUUAUCCAAUUAUAGUUGGUGAUUUUGUACGAUGGUGUAAGACAGAGCAACUUCCCUUCUUGCAAAUGCAAGAGCAUAUCCCCGAAGAUAUUCUAUCUCAUGCUGGCGAGCGAGCGCAUCGUAUGACUGUGCUGCCUAAUUCAGACUAUCUGUUAAAAAGAACGCGUCGUUAUGCAUUCUGUUUCAUACGGUUAUGUAAAGUUAUUUUUCCUCCAGUGAACAUACAUUUACUUUUAAAUCGAUUCUGUGAUCAGUUUCACCUUCCAGUGGCAGGAUAUUAUUAUGCUUACCAUUUAUAUCGAAGAAGUAACCUGAAGCAUGAGCAUGAUUUUAGCAAAGCAAGGCAUCAACAUGCCUCCACUGUCUUGAUGGCUUGUGUGUUAGCAACGGCUAAACUAUUUUACGGUGUCGUAGAUAAUCAAAGCCAUUGUAAACUUGUGUCUGAAUAUAAUCCCGGAGUAACCAAAGGGGAGUGGCUGUCCAAGAUACGUGCCAAUUUGAAUCGAUGGAAGCAAAUAGACAAAGAUGUACAUAGCUUAGAAAAUAUCAUUCGUUUACUUCAACAAGGUUUUGUCAAGCAUAAAAUUAUGGCACAUCAAAGUGAUAAGCAAUUUUUACCGUUGAAUGUUUUCAGACAAGAUUCAGAAGCUAAGAAUGUGCUUCGAAAUAGACAAGCGAGUAUUUUAAUUCGUAACAAAUAUGACGUUUUGAUGAAAACAGAGUCUACCUCAAGAAGCAAAGGCCGACUACCAGAUUAUAAUGACGCCUUCGACAUUGGAAGUAUUUUGGAGACUUAUACUCAUAAAACCAUAGUUGAGGAACCUGAAACCGGACUCGCUGAGCGUACGGUUGUCAAUACUAAAGAACGAGCUUCAAACGUCACAGGAGAGAUGGAAGAACCUGUGUCUACUGCUUCUAAAGAUGGAAGCAGAAUUCAAAUUGGCGAGAUGUUUUAUACGAAGAAUGAAAGUUUAGAAAGGCCUUCACCGAAAAUUUAUCUAGAUCUUAUCAGUCUGGCAAACUACAUAUUAGCUUGUGAUGAGCAUGACAGCGGAAUCGCAUAUAGGUUAAGAAGAGUAGAUAAAAAAAUCAUGGCAGAUUCUAAAUCAAGUCUGGCAGAUCCGUCUAAGGUCUACUUAUCUUUUGAAUAG